Marmota monax (woodchuck) is the source of this 1274-nucleotide messenger RNA. Its product is annotated as rab15 effector protein-like. The record is from RefSeq and is a predicted model, not a curated record. The transcript has 2 exons. Lineage: Eukaryota; Metazoa; Chordata; Mammalia; Rodentia; Sciuridae. Bases 222 to 932 code for a protein of 236 amino acids. Gene Ontology annotation, biological process: receptor recycling.
AAAUAGGGGCAUUCUCUGAAGGCAUCAACAAUCUCACACACAUGUUGAAGGAAGAUGACAUGUUUAAAGAUUUUGCUGCCCGCUCUCCCAGUGCCAGCAUUACAGACGAAGAUUCAAACGUUUGACCUGGAUGAGCAAACUUUUCCUCUGAAAAAGAAGCAAUUCUGAAUGACAUUCACAUGCUUGAUGUUUGGGAGCAGUAUUGAUUGGGUGCAGAGAAAAUGGGGCAAAAAGCAUCACAGCAGUUGGCUCUGAAGGACAGCACUGAGAUUCUCAGCAUCUGUGAGGUGGUCAGUGAAGCCAUAGUCCAUGCAGCUCAGAAGCUCAAGGAGUAUCUUGGAUUUGAGUAUCCACAGAGCAAACUCUGCCCAGCUGCAAAUACUCUGAAUGAGAUCUUCUUAAUCCACUUCAUCACUUUCUGCCAAGAAAAGGGAGUUGAUGAGUGGCUCACCACCACCAAGAUGACCAAGCACCAAGCCUUACUAUUUGGAGCAGACUGGGUUUGGACUUUUUGGGGAUCUGAUAAGCAAAUAAGGCUUCAGCUGGCGGUUCAGACUCUACAGAUGGCUUCUCUUCCUCCUGAGCAGUCAAAACCUUGUGACUUCCCCAGUCCGGAGUCGAGGAUAGAGGAGUCUUCCUGGAAGAGAAGUAGAUUUGAUAAGCUGGAAGAAUUCUGUAACUUGAUAGGAGAGGAUUGUCUGGGCUUGUUCAUCAUCUUUGGUGUGCCGGGAAAACCUAAAGACAUCAGGGGAGUCGUCUUGGACAGUAUCAAAAAUAAGACUGUAAGGAGCCAUCUGCCAGGACGCAAGGCUGUGGAACAGUUUGUCCUGGAAACCGAAGAUUGUGUCUCCAUGAAAGAACUGCUUGGAAACUGCCUGAGUAAGCAAGAUGGGCUGAGAGAGGUGGGCAAAGUUUUUAUUAGCAUCCUCUGAACUGGAUGUGUGCUGUGACUGGCCUGUAUCAUAAAAAGAAAAAAAAAGAUAUUCUUAUAAGCAAGCUCAUUUACAUACAUCAUUCCUACAUGGGUUUUUUUUCCCCCCUCUUCCCUUAUCCCAUUGAUUGAAAAUGAUUACCUGGGUCAAAGUUAGUUUGACAAUUAUUGGUUUUGUAAUUAUGGAACAAAAAAAAAAGAAAAAGAAGAAAAACCCUGGCUGAAUUUUAGGAAAUUUUAUAAUUAGGUUUAAUCUUUAUUCAUUUAUUCAGUAAUAAUUGGAAAGCAUAAUAAGGUUAUGCAUAAAGUUUGAUUUGCAAAAUAAAGCGUAUUUGUUUAAAAU